AUGGGUGACAGACAACGAAGAGACCAUGUUCCGCAGCUGAUUUCCGACCCUGAGCAGCAAGAAGAAGACGACCGCUCUAGUGGCGCGCAUCCGGACGCUCCGAUCGACGAAGCCAGUCGUCAGGAUCUCGAGCUCGAGGACGACGAAAACAUCCCGACACCUCGCUUUAUGCAGGACGAAGGCACAUGGAAAAGGUGGAAAUGGGUACCGUAUCCCGUCCGGAAGUUCGUGACAGCUGUGGCAAAAUGGGCCGAGGGACCUCUGGCAGCGCGCGAUCACAAGAUUGAACCGCUAUUCCCGAUCGUACAAGAGGCCCCGCUUGUGCUGCUCGACCGAUUUGUACCCAAGAAGACGCACCGGGUGUGGCUGUUCAUGGCUUAUGUUGCCUGCUGGCUCUUGACCUUCGUGUUUGUUAUGCGCCAGGGGCUCAUUUCCAGCGAGAUUGAAGGUUAUGGCUUGCCUAGUGACAUUAGCUGCGGGACAACAUAUUGGAUCCCUGGAAACCAGUGCGGGCUUGAUGGUAGUGACUGCCGGCCCUUUACCAACAGUGGCUUUGCUUUCAAGUGCCCCGCCAAUUGCGCGAGCUACCAGGUCCUCAACCCUCGCGCUGUCGGUACACAAGAGGUCAUCUACCAGCCGUUGAUCGUCGGUGGUCCCCCGGAUCCGAACAAUGAGUUGCAUCCCAUCUAUCGAGGCGAUUCCUUCAUCUGCGGAUCCGCGAUCCAUGCCGGUCUCGUCAACAAUGCCCGAGGUGGUUGCGGGGUUGUCAAUCUUAUCGGCAGGCAGGCCAACUACACGAGUACGACCCGAAAUGGCAUCACAAGCAUUGGGUUUAACUCUUAUUUCCCGCUGUCUUUCACCUUUCAAGAUGGCAUAAGUUGCGACUCUAAAGACGUGAGAUGGUCGCUGCUCGGUGUCACGGUUGCCUACACAGUAGUAUUGUCCCUCUUCACCGACUCCGCGGCCCUGUUCUUCUUCUCCAUGUUCGUCGGACUGUUCUGGCAUGUGGGGAUGGCAUCCGACCCGCCUUCCCACUACUCUACAGCCGGCUUAUUCUCCAAAAUCUUGGGGAGGUUUCUGCCGGCCAUGUUCUGCGCCUGGGUGUUUUACGACAAGAUGGGCGUGCGCCGUACGCUCAAGGGUUUGACCGCCCAAUUCGAGAAGACCAUUCUCUGGCUUGGUGGAUGUUGGGUCGGCGCCUUGACCAACUACACCUUUGACUUCAUCCCAAUCCAGAGACUUAGUGCACACGAUUUGCAACAACAGCCAGGUGCCAAGGCAGCUCUGGCUGUCAUUAUCAUCGUGCUGUUCUUUGUCGUCGUCUCGCAAAUUUGGUUCUUCCGACAGGAAAGGCGUCUGAUCAAGUACCUCAAGCUUUACUUCUUUUUCAUUAUUGGCAUCAUUAUCUGCUUGGUUCUGCCCGAUCUGAGUCUACGCAUACAUCACUACAUCCUCGCCUUGCUGCUCCUACCCGGGACCAGCAUGCAGACACGGCCGUCACUACUUUAUCAAGGUCUCCUCGUCGGUCUGUUCAUCAACGGCAUAGCACGAUGGGGCUUUGACCCCUUCCUGCAGACCUCAACAGCGCUACAGGGCGACGCCCAAAUUAACUCCCCACUCCCGUCGCUCAUUGGCCCCGUUAUAUCCUCCGACAACUCCAGCAUUACGUUCCGAUGGAGCGAUUCGCCAGGGCUAGCGUACGACGGCAUCAGUGCGUUGGUGAACGACGUCGAGAGGUUCAGAUCGUAUUUCGGGGAUGAGGGCGCUGAGGAUAGUUUUGUUUGGCCCAGGAGUACCACGUCGGGAUUGGAUGAGUACUUUAGGUUUGCAUAUUUGGGCGGCAGCGUUGCGUAUGAUUAUACCAAAGCAGGGAUUUGGAAUAGCGAUAACGAGUGGGUCCAGAUGGCGGCGGGGCCUUCGAGGAUCAAGAGUCGGAGUUUGGAUGGGGAAGAGAUGGUUGCUACAUGA
Pseudomassariella vexata is the source of this 1968-nucleotide messenger RNA. RefSeq lists its product as uncharacterized. The coding region runs from base 1 to 1968 and encodes 655 amino acids. Lineage: Eukaryota; Fungi; Ascomycota; Sordariomycetes; Amphisphaeriales; Pseudomassariaceae. The transcript has a single exon. The record is from RefSeq and is a predicted model, not a curated record.